Neoarthrinium moseri is the source of this 303-nucleotide messenger RNA. RefSeq lists its product as uncharacterized. The record is from RefSeq and is a predicted model, not a curated record. The transcript has 2 exons. NCBI's taxonomy places the organism in Eukaryota, Fungi, Ascomycota, Sordariomycetes, Amphisphaeriales, Apiosporaceae. The coding region runs from base 1 to 303 and encodes 100 amino acids.
AUGUACGCCGAAUCGUACGCCGACCUCAGCACCGAGAAGGCGAAGAAAAGGCUAGACGAAGUCAUCAAGGAGUGGAGGAGCUUCACGGACCUCAUGGAAUACCGGCUACGGUUCGGUGGCGACGUAGAGGACCGAUGGCGGGUCGACGGUCGGUUGGUGGGUACGAUUUCUGGUUUGCAGAAGAGACUCGGCGGCGAGCACAGGGAUCUGAACGACGUUCAUAACGAGUGGAUCAAGGAGGCGGGAAAAAAGUACGACGCACUGAAGGCGGAGGGGAACAAAGAGGGUGAGGUGAAGAAGUGA